AUGUUAAAAGACAUCAAAAACGUAAUGAAUUCCAAAAGGUUGAACAGAGAUUCAAAAGUAUCACAUGCACUCGUUCAGGAUACAAGAACUGGAGAGGUCUACGAUGUGAAUACUGACAGUGACUUUCUCUUUGGACGCUUUCUGAAAUCCUCAAUAGUAAUUGAAGAACUAUACAUUUCUCGCUCUCACUCUACCAUUAGAUAUGAAAAUGAUAAAUUUCUCCUUAAGGACAACAACUCAUGCACAGGUACAUACUUGAAUUACAAAAAAAUUUCCAAGGAAGUUGUAUUACAAAAUGGAGACCUUAUCGCCUUUACGGAUAAGAGUAAGACCUGGGAUUUUGUAUACAAGUUUUGCUUAUUAUCAAAUCCUAAUAAGAAACUCAGAUUAGAAGAAGAAAAUUCUACUGUGGAGGAAAAUGACAAAUUAAAAAUCUCAAUAGAACAACUUGAGAAACAAGUAAAAGAAUUAAAAAUUGCUAAAACAAAUAUCGUCAAUGACUUUAAAGCUCAAAUGGAUGAAUUAAAAAAAUCGAUUGAUAAUGUAACAGGAUUAAAUAACAAGAUAAAUAAUGAAAUGAUUAAAGUACAAGAUUACAAUCGAGAGUUAAAUAAGGAUUUGACCAUUUAUCGCAGAAGAUGUAUGUUGCAGAAAGAAAUGUUGGACAAACAAAUUGUUAAAGAAGAAGACUCUGUGGAAACACUCAAAACUCAAAUUAAUAAACUCUUAGAAAAUGAUUUUCAAUGUGCUAUUUGUAAUGAAGUGGUCUUUCGGCCAAGUAUAGCCAAUUGUGCUCACACUUUCUGCGAUGGCUGUCUCAAAUCAUGGUUGGUUAGAAGCAAUCAUUGUCCUACUUGCCGAAGCGUUGUAAAUUCUACAACUUACUCUCUUUCUUUGAAUAAUUAUAUCACAAACCUAUGUGACCUUCUGGGUGGAACAAUAAAAGAACAACGUCUUGCUCUCCAAAGUGAAAGAAUUGGGCAUCCACCUCAAAUGGCUAAAAGAGGUAGAAAAAGGGCGGCAAAUCAAUCAACCCGCGGUAGAAGAGAACCACCGACAUAUGAAUUAAUUGAUGACGACCCUGCCAGAAAUAAUUCUAGAUUUACUACCGGGUCACAUAACGUUAUUGACAUUGUAGAUCUUACAAAUAAUACGUCUCGGUAA
Messenger RNA from Macrosiphum euphorbiae (potato aphid), 1164 nucleotides. Lineage: Eukaryota; Metazoa; Arthropoda; Insecta; Hemiptera; Aphididae. The record is from the annotation of a GenBank genome assembly.